AUGUCUUCUAUUAGUAAUGUCUAUCAUGACUAUUCGAGUUUUCUGAAUGCAACAACUUUUUCCCAAGUUUAUCAAAAUUUUAAUCAAUUAGAUAAUUUAAAUGUUUUAGAAAAAUUAUGGGGGUCAUAUUAUUAUUAUAUGGCCAAUGAUUUAUUUGCUACAGGAUUAUUAUUCUUUUUAACUCAUGAAAUUUUUUAUUUUGGUAGAUGUUUACCUUGGGCUAUAAUUGAUAGAAUUCCUUAUUUUAGAAAAUGGAAGAUUCAAGAUGAAAAAAUCCCUAGUGAUAAAGAGCAAUGGGAAUGUCUUAAAUCAGUAUUAACUUCUCAUUUCUUAGUGGAAGCUUUCCCAAUUUGGUUUUUCCAUCCAUUAUGUCAAAGAAUUGGCAUUAGUUAUCAAGUACCAUUCCCUAAAAUCACCGAUAUGUUGAUUCAAUGGGCGGUAUUUUUUGUUUUAGAAGAUACUUGGCAUUAUUGGUUUCAUAGAGGAUUACAUUAUGGGGUGUUCUAUAAAUAUAUUCAUAAACAACAUCAUAGAUAUGCUGCUCCAUUUGGAUUAGCCGCAGAAUAUGCUCAUCCAGUUGAAGUUGCCUUAUUAGGAUUGGGUACUGUUGGUAUUCCAAUUGUUUGGUGUCUUAUUACUGGUAACUUGCAUCUUUUUACAGUUUCAAUUUGGAUCAUUUUAAGAUUAUUUCAAGCAGUUGAUUCUCAUUCUGGUUAUGAAUUCCCUUGGUCUUUACAUAAUUUCUUACCAUUUUGGGCUGGAGCUGAUCAUCACGAUGAACAUCAUCAUUAUUUCAUUGGUGGAUAUUCUUCUUCUUUUAGAUGGUGGGAUUUUAUUUUGGAUACUGAAGCUGGUCCAAAAGCUAAAAAGGGCAGAGAAGACAAAGCCAAUCAAACUGCUGAAAGAAUACAAAAGAAGAACUUAUAG
This is a messenger RNA of Candida dubliniensis CD36, 927 nucleotides long. It is a transcript of the gene ERG25, whose product is annotated as methylsterol monooxygenase. Bases 1 to 927 code for a protein of 308 amino acids. Gene Ontology annotation, molecular function: iron ion binding; C-4 methylsterol oxidase activity. The transcript has a single exon. The record is from RefSeq and is a predicted model, not a curated record. Gene Ontology annotation, biological process: ergosterol biosynthetic process. Lineage: Eukaryota; Fungi; Ascomycota; Pichiomycetes; Serinales; Debaryomycetaceae.